CAAAGAUCGUAUAGCGCCGCUAUGCUAUACGAUCUUUGCUCCUAGAUAGGGAGCCAUCGGAUAAUAGUAAUGCUGUACUGAUAUCAAAAUAAAUCGCGGUCAAUAUAUUUUUUUGGUCAAGACCAACGUCAAACAGUGAUCACAGAAAAUGGAGGAGGUUAAUGAAGACUAUGAUGACACCCAUCAUUGCCUCAAAUGUGAUGCACAUAUCUCUGGUCUUCAAAAUUAUAUUCAGCACAGGAAAACUACUUGCAAUCGCCAAAUGGUCUCUCAGCCAACCCAGCAUGCAUCUUUGCAGCCAACAAUAUUGAAGACCACUUUGCAACCGUCCUCUUUGCAGUUAGAAUCAAACUUACAGAAUUCUGAGGCUGUUGAUGUAACAGAGAAAAUCGAAAAUGAUGUGAAAAAAAGCAGUGAGUCAGUAUCUGAACUGUUAAAUGACUUAUCAGAGGGCAUCUUAAAGGAAGCAGAAAAAAAGGUUGAAGAAUGUGUUGAGGAAAGUAUUUGUAGUGAGGGCAGUAUUCAGGUCAAUUCUAAAGAUGCAUCUCAACCAUCUGAAGUAGCUGCUGGGGAAGAGUCAGUAUCUAAACUGUUGUUAAAUGACAUAUCAGAGGGCAUAUUAAAAGAAACAGAAAAAAAUGUUGAAGAAUGUGUUGAGGAAAGUAGUUGUAGUGAGGGCAGUAAUCAGGUCAAUUCUAAAGAUGCAUCUAAACCAUCUGAAGUAGCUGCUGGUGAAGAGUCAGUAUCUAAACUGUUGUUAAAUGACUUAUCAGAGGGCAUAUUAAAGGAAACAGAAAAAAAGGUUGAAGAAUGUGUUGAGGAAAGUAUUUGUAGUGAGGGCAGUAUUCAGGUCAAUUCUAAAGAUGCAUUUCAACCAUCUGAAGUAGCUGCUGGUGGAGAGUCAGUAUCUGAACUGUUGUUAAAUGACUUAUCAGAGGGCAUAUUAAAAGAAACAGAAAAAAAGGUUGAAGAAUGUGUUGAGGAAAGUAUUUGUAGUGAGGGCAGUAUUCAGGUCAAUUCUAAAGUUGAAUCUCAAUCGUCUGAAGUAGCUGCUGAUGAAGAUUAUGAUUACAGUCGCUAUUUGGAAGCCAGUUUGCUCGGAAAUAUCAAUACUGAUUAUAGACAAACACGUGCAAACAAACAAAGUAUGAUAUUGGCAUCUAAAAAGGAAAAAGCUAAAUUAAACUUGGACGGCGUAGGUGAUGAAGAUGUUAAAGGAAAGAAUUACAGAAAGACGAGAUCUGCAAAUAAAAACUUUGUAUCACCACAAAAACAAGGAAAUGAUGAAGAAUCAACUGAUUCUAGUGAUGUCAUAACUGAUAUUGAGGAAAAUCAUGAAAAAAGUCCAAGUAGGAAUAAAUCUGUUAAAAAAAAAAUGAAAGUAAAACAUUCAAACCCAAAAACAUGGACGUGCCCAGUAUGUGCUAAAGUUUUGAGGGCACGUGCUGGCCCGGUGCACAUGCGCAUUCACAAUGGUGACAAGCCGUUUAAGUGCCACUUAUGCACGUAUGCUAGUGUUACGCAGUCAGAUAUGAGGAUGCACAUGAAACGCCAUCUUGGCAUCAAAGAAUUCAAAUGCACUGAGUGUGAUUAUGCCACCUCAAGAAAAAGUCUUCUGAGAACCCAUAACCAUCGUCACCAGAGAGAAAAAGGUCUUGAGGAUCUUCUUUAUCAAUGUGAUGAAUGUGGAAAGAGAUAUGCCACUAUGUAUGGCCUUAAGGGGCACAUCAAAGCUGUACAUGAGAACCAUCGACCGUUCACUUGCAGCUUUGAAAACUGUAAGUAUGCGUGUGUCAGCAAUUGCGAACUUCAGAUCCACAUACGCACACAUACUAAAGAAAAGCCUUUUCUCUGCACUCAGUGUGGCUACAAGGCCACAAAUAAGAAUCGUCUUAUGAGGCAUAUGAUAACGCACACAGACGAGAAACCAUUUAAAUGUGACUAUCCAGGCUGCACAUUUGUUGGCAAGACAGCUUUCCGUGUCACCAGGCAUAAAAAACAACAUGAUCCGGAGAAUCGAUUAUUCUGCCCGUAUUGCUCGUAUACUACAUUUUAUCUUGGUAACUUGAGGAAACAUAUAAAAAAUACAGCAAAGCACAAGAACACUAAAGUUUACCUAUGCGACAUCUGUAAGACAUUCAAAACAGAUGUGUACAAGGAUCUGAUCAACCAUUAUGAUGAUGCUCACAAAGGAGAUGUGGAGGUAACGGUGCAUUCUGGGGGAUUGAAGCUAGGCCAGUUCAAUAAUUCACGGCAAACAGAAGAUGUUAGCACCGAGGAUACAAUCGUUAUAAUUCCUGAAGAAGUCAUAGUAGUAGAAAAUAAUGUUGCAUUUUAAAUUUAACAGAAAAAUAUAGAGUACAGUACAGUUGCAUUGAAAGUAAUGCCGUAACCAGCUAAUGGGACUAUCCCACUUAAUUUUUCUUAAAUUUGUUUUUUUUUUGUUUUUUUUGCCUCUUUAAUUGGGUCCACUUUUAAAUUGUCGCACACUGUUUGAAAAUCCUGGCUACGGCAUUGUAAGUACUGUACAUCUUUUUUAAAACCCGAUCAAGUGCAGGCCUCCCUCACAUGAUCCGGUCCACUAUUGGGACCAGAGUUUUCAUUGUCUUUAUUUAGCAGAUUUGGUUUUUAAUUAAAAGAAUGAUAUCAAAAAGAUAUGAUAGGCAUUAAUUUGGGGCUGCUGACAAGUGGUAUUUAACUGGAGGGGCCUUUCAUUGGAGGGGUGACUGGAGGGGCCUUUCAUUGAAGGUGUCAUUAAUUAGAGGUAGACCUUUAAUAGGGAGCUUUUGAUUUGUGCGACGACGCAACGCUAGAACGAAAUCACUCAUGCGUGACCGCCCUAUCUGGCGUCCUACGUGUUGUGCAUACGUAGAUUUAGCCAAAUUGCGUUCCAGAAUCUACUCUACGAGGUGACCUUAACGUUCUUGCAUGUGCAGAUGACUUUUAGUGACGUCAUUACGUUCUACGUUCUACCGUCAUUGUGCAAUCAAAAGCCCUCUAUUAUUGUUAUGUAUUACACUGUACAAACGACUUUUAUCAGCAGGUAAUUAAAGUAUUAUACUUAAAAAUUAAAUGGAUCUAAUGUUGCUUAUAAAAUAUUGCCACACAUCCCCUACUGCAGCAUUCUGCAAACUUUUAAGCUGCAAUCACACUGGACUUAACAAAGGGAAGAUGUUAUUGAUACUCUGGGUAAAGUUCUAAUGGGUAGAUAUUACCGCUCUGUCCACUCUUGGAUUUUUUGAGUAGGUUAGUUUUACUGUGAGAAAUGGUAAAACUAACCCAGCGUUGAAAAUAAAGUAUUGAGAGCGCAAGUCUGUGAUAUCUCCAUUGAGUAGUGCUCGAAAGACUCGGAAAGUUUAACUGAGAUGCAUGUUCGCAUUGGACUAUUUUAGGACUGGGAUUUUAAAUUAUCAUAAUGCUUAUAGUACUGUAUUAAGCAACAGAGUUGAGCUAAUAGUUCUGGUAAUUUCUGUCAAGGCUUUGCAACCCACCAAAUAUAUUGGUGACCCAUCGGUAGAUCAUGAACCACUGUUUGUGGAAUAUUGCCCUACCACAUUGCACCCGUGAAGAUAAGCAUGUGUCCCGUGUAAUAUCCAUGUAAGGAAAAAUAAAACAUCAUGUUUUUAAAUCCUGUUUAUUUUUAUGAUAAAAUACUUCCAUUUUGAAAUAAUAUUGUUUUAUAUCAAGUCGGAUACUGUAGAGUAGCAAGUUGAUCUGGAAGGCUGAAUUAUUACAAUAAUACAAAUAUUUUGAUAUUUAUACAGUAUGUAUUAGAAUUGUUUUUCCAUACCUUCAAGUCAAAGAUCGUAUAAACACAAGAUAGAAUUCUCCGCAUUUUACGCGUGCAAAUUCGGUAAUAAUGCAUGAAAAGUGCCCUCUUGCAAAAUUGAAAACUUUUGAACCUUGAUCGCUCUGACCAUAGCGUACGCUGUGCGACUUUACGUUUACGCGUAACAAUUAGAAGUGUCCGAUUUGCAAUGCGCCCUCUGUUUAGAACAUAAGGAACAAAUUAACGUACUUGGUAACAAACUUAUGGCGUAACGCGAACACCCUAUCUCAGAUCCAUGGCAAAAACUAGGACGCCCUUUCCCAAAACUGAUUACUUUUCUGUGCCAAAUCGACGCUUCUAUUUGUUGCGCGUAAAUUGCGGAGAACGCUACAUCUUGUGUUUAUAAGAUCUUUGCUUCAAGUUAAGUUGCUCGUUGGCGCUGUACCGAUUUAGGUAACAAUAAAUUAAAACAAGGGAUUUGGGAAAGCCACAGACUUAAACCAAAAUCCCUGGAUCAAGAUUUAGAUUCUGUGAAACUCCGUUUCUUCUCUGCACUAAAAAACAACUACAGUACUGUACUACUACCAAGGUGGGAGGAUUGAGGGUCGGAAGGGCCACAUGCCCAGCAGAGAUGGUUUCUAGAUCAUCAUUCCAUCCUGUUUUUGAUUGGUGUACAUGCAGAAAUAUUAAUAUGUAACUGAUUUGAAAUGGAGGGGGCCUGGGCAGAGAAUAGAUGAAGUGUCCAGACUGUCAGCCCUAUUUGGAACAGAGGGACGAAAUUUAAUGUCUAUGGCACCUCUAGGUGGCACUUAAAUUUCAAUACAAUUUUCUUUUCUCUCCCUUUAUAAAAUUGUCAACAGUGUGGUGAGUCCCUUGAUAUUUUCCGCCUGUGGUAUAUACAUAACUUGCAUGCUAGCGAUGCACUAUAUGUCAAAUCCUUUUAUCUCAUUUUAUCAUAGAUUCCAACAUUUAUGAAAUUAUUUUUAAUAAAAAGGAAAUGAUAUUUUCUGUGAAUUAUGUCAAAAUAAACAGAAACAGAAAAAAUA
Messenger RNA from Anneissia japonica, 4815 nucleotides. RefSeq names its product zinc finger protein 431-like. Gene Ontology annotation, cellular component: nucleus. The coding region runs from base 149 to 2338 and encodes 729 amino acids. Gene Ontology annotation, molecular function: DNA-binding transcription activator activity, RNA polymerase II-specific; RNA polymerase II cis-regulatory region sequence-specific DNA binding. The record is from RefSeq and is a predicted model, not a curated record. NCBI's taxonomy places the organism in Eukaryota, Metazoa, Echinodermata, Crinoidea, Comatulida, Comatulidae. The transcript is spliced from 2 exons. Gene Ontology annotation, biological process: regulation of transcription by RNA polymerase II.